AUGGAAGAAAUACCCAGUGAUUCCGAAGAUAUCGAAAGCGAUGAGCAAAACGACGAAGUUGAGGAGGAGGAGUACGACGAAACUGCUCAGGAAAAGCGAUAUCGAUUGGCUAAGGAGUACCUGGCUGAACUGGAGCGACAGGAGGCGGAAAAAUCGGAAAAUAAGCAAAUCGAUGCUGAAGCCAUAGCUGAGAAGUUGAGGGAUCAUUCGGAGCAGAUCCGUCGAGUACAGCGAAGAAUCGCUGAUUCCGUAAGUUUUUUUUAA
This is a messenger RNA of Soboliphyme baturini, 264 nucleotides long. The record is from the annotation of a GenBank genome assembly. Lineage: Eukaryota; Metazoa; Nematoda; Enoplea; Dioctophymatida; Soboliphymatidae.